ACAAAACAGGGCUUUUAUUUUGCCGGAAGCUCAGAUGUCUCGCCACAUCAAGGAUUGUUCGUCGCUUGUUGUCGCUGUGUCCAUGGAAAGUUUGUGUGUGUUUUUUUUCCUUCCUGAAAGUUUACGCAGGGCUGUUGUUGCGCGCAUCCAACAUGACAGAGAAAGUAACGGACGUCGCGGCUGGCAGUGAUUCCCUGCUGUGCUGGUUACUGCAAUGAAUGGUAACACUGUCCAGCAGACCACAAGCACUGCACCCUCCGUAGCACCUCCUUGUGGAUGGAGGGAGUUCUGCGAGUUGCAUGCCAGCACCACGGCCCGAGAACUUGCCCAGCACUACCGGUGCUUCGUCAGAGAGCGGCCGGUGCAGGAUGUGGUCCCUCCGGAAAGUUUCUCGAAGCAAUUCAGCACCCUCUUCCAGCACCACUUUAGCUGCGAGGUGGCUAAAGAUGCAGAACCUGCCCCAUGGCUACCGCCACCACCUCCCUUACUGCCCAUGACUGCCCGCUUACGCAUCACUUCCUUCUCGGGGGUGCUGGACUACCGGGAGACCGUACGUCCGGGAGUGACUCCACUAGUUGCCGUGUUGGCACCCAAACCAGAUGCCGCCGGCAUCCCUAGGGAACAGGAGCAGUUGCUGCGCUGCUCUCCUGCAGACACUACACACAGAACGCGGCAUCAUAGCCAGGAAGAUGAACACCCGGAGCGGAGGACCGGGUCUGAACGAUAUUCUCCCCCUUUGUUUCCCUUUCCUUCCCGUAGUGAAGUAACCCACUUUUCCGUCAGGAGCAUUCGAGAAAGCGUAUACCGACUCUUUAAAAAAUCCCCGCAACUUGACGAAUCCUCAAGUGGUUUCCCAAGGGAGGAUUCGAUCAAAGGUGCCGGACCCUCGUCGACUGUUGAAUGCACCUCUCAAACCCCACCUCAGACUGUGCAGGUACCCACUCAUCGCACCUCGCAGAAGGGUGCGCGGUGGGAACGAUGGAAUCCAUUGCGAACUGUGAGACAGAGGCAAGAGACAGGAAGUGUUUGUAAAGAGGGGCAGCUGAGGUACCUGGAGGUGGAUGACACUAUCUCAGACACGCCCCCGCAUUGGUUGCGCUGCCGCCUGCAGGUCAGGAGGAUCAACGAACAUACCACUAGUGAGAGGUACCAGCUGGAGCUCUAUGACCCACCUAAGGACUACAAAACGCCAAAGCUCACUGUACCCUGUUCGGACAUCCAAGAGAUUCGACGCUGUAAUCGCCUAGAGAUGCCAGACAAUAUGAACACAUUUGUCUUAAAGGUUACCGGUCAUCCGGGUAGUUUUUUAUUUGAGGCUGAUAAUGAGCAGCAGGUCAGCUCUUGGACCACAGAGCUCAGAGAAUGCAUCACCAGCAGGUCAGAUAGUGUGGAUGGAGAACCGUUUCCUGUUAGCGACUCGCUCAACGCAGCUCGCAGAGAGAGCACAGAGCCCAGCGGCCAGGGCUCUCUGGGUUUUGGACUCGCAGAGCACGCCUACGAUAAAACGGAUCACUUCCUGUCCUCUUACCCAUGGUUCCAUGGGCCCAUAUCACGUGUGCGGGCUGCCUACCUUGUACAGCAUGCCGGGGUCAGCGGUCAUGGGAACUUCCUAGUGAGACAGAGUGAGACACGGAGAGGAGACUACGUCCUCACGUUUAACUACCAGGGCAGAGCAAAGCAUUUGCGUCUAUCUUUAACUGAAUGGGGUCAGUGUCGUGUGCAGCACCUGCGUUUCCCAUCAGUCAUGGACAUGCUGAGUCACUUCCGCAACUGUCCGAUCCCGCUGGAGUGCGGCGCCGCGUGUGAAGUUAUGUUGGCCAGUUAUGUGCGGGUAAACCCCACUCACACAGGUCAGAGUUCGGCUCUUGGCUCUCCGUUAUUGGUGCCCUUCUCUCGCUGGAGCUCGGAGCCGAGUCUGGCUCACUGUAGUCCGGAUUCCUGCCCUCACUCCAGCCCCUCCACGACCCAGUCGUCAGCAUUAGCAGAGCUCCAGCACCACAUGCCCCUGUCGUUUCCAGAACGCCCCGUUCCUGUCCCCCUGCGCCGGAGCGAGUCGGUGGGCCGCAGAAACCUGCUCCGCCACCCCAACCCACUGCCGCCCCUACUGUCGAACCGGGACUCUGACUACGAGCUGGAGCCUCCCAACAGGGGGCGCAAGAGAGCCAUCGACAACCAGUACAUGUUCUUCUGACAGAGACAGAGGAUGAAGAAUAAAACAAAAGAAGCCACAGAUGAAAAGUGCUCCAGAAUUCCCUGCCCGGAUGGAGAGCAUUCGGCAGCCAAAUGGAGAAAGGAGUUCGAGUCGUGCGAGAUUGCGCACGAGACUCGGGGUAGAGGCACGUGUGGCACUCGUGUGUUGCACACGUGUCUGAACAAUACUGCCAGACACCUGACACCCAACCCUGCCAGCUGUCUACCUUGUGAAUGUAUUAUACAGAUGUUUCACUAUCAAAUCGGUGUAGAAAAACUAAAGUAGGAAGGUGAAGUAGAUGGCUGCUCAGAGGAUUUGUUGGAAGUAGUAGAUGGGAACGUUUCACGAUGGCGUGAACAAACCAAGGGUCUAUUCAAACACGUCUGUGUCUACACUGGAAGCAGCCGACAUCGCAACAACUUGAGGCCGUCUGCACUGGAUACGUUCACAGUCAGCAGUAAGCUCGAGGCUAGACUUUAAUAAUCGACGAUUACUAAAACGACGAUCAAUCAGACAAAAAAAAAAUUCUUUAUUUUAGACAGAAAUUGAUUUAGCAUGUGAUUGAUUUGAUCAUUUUAUGUAUGUUCGUAUUCCUACAACUGCGUAUGCUUUAUGGUUAGACAUAACAAAAUAAUUCAAAUUAGUACGUCAGACCAGAAGGCUAGACUUAAGCGAUUAUUAAAAUGACAAUAACAUUUUUUAAAUUUAUCUUCAUUUUCUACAGAUAUCCUUUAUAAAAACUGAUUUUGCAUAUGAUUAACUUUAUUGUUAAUGUUACAAAUGUUUGUAUUCCCACAACUGCACAUGCAUAUUUUUAAAAAUCCAAAAAUCAUUCAAAUUAGUAUAGAAGGCUGAACUUGGCAAUAAAAUCACAUGGAUUUUUUUUUUUUUAAUAGAAAUCUAUUAUAAAAUUGAUUUUGCAUUUGAUUAAAUUUAUAAUUAAUUUUACAUAUAUUUGUAUUCCUACAACUGAAUAUGCAUAUUGUUAGAAAAAAAGAAAUCCAUCAUAAAAUUGGUUUCGCAUCUGAUAAUUGUAUAAUUAAUUUUACCUGUGUUAGUAUUUCUACAACUGCAUGUGCGUAUGGAUAAAAAAUAGAAAAUGAUUAUGUCAGAUCAGAAACAUCAUGAGCUGGCUUUUGAUAGAACGGUCAGAAUUUAUUUAAACCUGUAAAGAAUACAAUUUAUAACACAGAAAUUGAGCAAAUUAUAUUUUUUAUAAAAUCACUUCAUUUUAGAUGUGGCUGAAGUCAGAAAUAGAAAUGGAGAAGCGGGGUGUCCGCAUCAGGUGCUCACAGUGUAGACAACAACUUUUGAUUAUGACCGGAGUAAUUUAGUUUUGUCCGGUGUAGAUACGGUGUUUAAUAUCUAAAAGAUUCAAAUAGUUUUUAGUCUGGCUGCACGCAUACACACACACACACACACACACACACACACACACUCACAUAC
Molecule: messenger RNA, 3637 nt
Organism: Cyprinus carpio (common carp)
Lineage: Eukaryota; Metazoa; Chordata; Actinopteri; Cypriniformes; Cyprinidae
Product: SH2B adapter protein 3-like
Biological process (GO): intracellular signal transduction
Cellular component (GO): plasma membrane
Molecular function (GO): transmembrane receptor protein tyrosine kinase adaptor activity
Source: RefSeq, a predicted model, not a curated record